Molecule: messenger RNA, 2011 nt
Organism: Platichthys flesus (European flounder)
Lineage: Eukaryota; Metazoa; Chordata; Actinopteri; Pleuronectiformes; Pleuronectidae
Product: macrophage mannose receptor 1-like
Exons: 14
Coding region: 16-1941 (641 amino acids)
Source: RefSeq, a predicted model, not a curated record
GAACGGAGUGUAGUGAUGGAGGAAGAACUCAAUUAUGCUACUGUGGUUUUUAAAAAUGGUGGUAGUCCUCAGAAAGAAAACGAUGAGGACUCUACAAUUUAUUCUACAGUUCAAUCUAAAGUUCCUGCAGCGACUGGAACAAUAAAAGCAGCUGGAGGAACAGUAGCAGCUGGAGCAGGUGAAGGAACAGCAGGAGGAGGAGCAGCUGGAGGAGCAGCAGCAGCUGGAGCAGCAGCUGGAGGAGCAGCAGCUGGAGGAGCAGCUGGAGGAGCAGCAGGAGGAGGAGCAGCCGCUGGAGCAGCAGCUGGAGGAGCAGCAGCUGGAGCAGCAUCAGCGGCACACUCCCGGCACUUUGUCCUGCUGCUGGUGUGUUUGGGGAUUCUCUGCGUCCUGCUCAUGGCGUGCAUCGGCGUCAUCAUCUACAUCUGUGGGGUCAUGAAGGCCCAGGAAGCUGUCGCAGAUAACGUCAUCCACCUCGAGAAGAAAAACGUCAUCCACCUCGAGAAGGAAAAUCAGCGGCUGAUGAUGGAGAAAGAAAUCCUAGUGAAUGAGACCGAGGUGCUGACCCGAGACAGAGAUUAUCUCAACAGGACGCUCGGAGUCAUCAUGACGUUCCAAAACUUCCCAGUCAAUAAAUUUUGCCCAGACAAAAAGUGUCAGCCGUGCCGGAAGAGUUGGAUUCCUUUCCAGGAUCACUGCUACCUGUUUUAUGACAAACCCCCUCGUUGGAAGACAUGGGAGGAAGCACGAACAAUUUGUCGACCUAACGCAGACCUGGUUGUUGUCGACAGUUUACAAGAGCAGGAAUUCAUCAAUAAUCACACAGAGUACUACCACGACUAUGAUCAUGGAUACUGGAUGGGAUUGCAUCAAAUUGACAACAAGUGGAUCUGGAUUGAUGGACGCAAUGAGACUGAGGGGCACUGGAAUCAGACGAAAGUUAACACUGGUAAAUGUGCGAUGACAUUCUCUGGGAAUAAUGCGGCAGCCAGCUGGGGCCCAGCUUGGUGUUUAAUGCAGAACAAAUUCAUCUGUGAGCAUGAAGCCCUCAUCAGGACUCCAGUCACUUAUCAGGACCGCGCCUCUUUUUGCAACCGGCCGACCCCAUCAACCAGCUGCAGGCAGUCAGCUUCUGUCUCUGACAUGUUAACACCAACAGUUACCUUAAAACUGAAAACAAUGGGGCAAGAACCGAAUCACGUCAGAGCAUCUUCCAAGAUGGGCGAAACAGGGAAGACAGUCCUGCGCACUCUGCUGCCCCUGGUGACAGCAGCGUUCGGGAUCAUCUGCGUCGUCCUGGUGUCGGUCGCCAUCGCCCUCAGAACGACAUCCCUCACGUCAGAGCGCUACUUGCAAAAUGCUGCAGCUCAAAAUCGGCAGCUGCGGAAGGAGAAGGACGACUUGGAGAGACGGAGCAGGGAGCUGAGCAGAGAGAGAGAUGGACUCAGCUGGACCAUGGAGGCCAUCCUCCAGUACCAAACCUUCCCAGUGGCAACCCACUGCCCAGAGAAAGUGUGUAGAACUUGCCUGGGCGGCUGGAUUCCAUUUCAAUCGAGCUGCUACCUUUUUUCCGAACCGAAUAAUCAACAACCUCUGUAUAAUUGGUGGAACAGUCGUGAGUUCUGCAGAACAGAGGAAGCAGAUCUGGUCGUGAUUGAAAGUUUGGAGGAACAGGAAUUCAUCAACAACCACACUAUGGCCUAUAAUGAUGAAACUCACGCCUAUUGGAUUGGAUUGAAGAAGUACAAGGAAACAUGGAUGUGGGUGGAUGGAACCAACGUCACCUUCCAGUACUGGGUAGAAGGACCAAUGGAGUUGCACAGAGGGCCUUGUGCUCUAAGUUUACCUCGGGCCGAUAAGCUGGCCAACUGGGACCGGUUGAGGUGCAGCAUGCUGAAACGCUGGAUCUGUGAAACAAGAGCCUUAAUCAAAUCGGAUUAGGAAGCAAUUUCUGUUCAAAUAGUUUAUUUAACUUGUGACAAAUAAAAAUUAAAUAUUAAGCUGUAAAAAA